Torulaspora globosa is the source of this 432-nucleotide messenger RNA. RefSeq lists its product as uncharacterized. The record is from RefSeq and is a predicted model, not a curated record. Lineage: Eukaryota; Fungi; Ascomycota; Saccharomycetes; Saccharomycetales; Saccharomycetaceae. The transcript has a single exon. The coding region runs from base 1 to 432 and encodes 143 amino acids.
AUGAAAGUGUCUCUCCGUGAACCCAUCUAUGAGACUGCAAAGCAGGAGAGACCGAGAAGCUAUUAUUUUUCCAGUCUUACGGAGGAGGAGCGAUCAAGAUACGCGGAAAGUGCCUUAGAUUACGAGAGUGUCUUGCGAGACGCUUCUCUAGGACCCUACCGAGGCUGGGCUCGGUUCAGGGGACGUGUUCUUGACGUGCAGCUACACAAUGAUCGAAUCGAACUAUCGUCGCAGCAAGACAAGAGGCUAAAGAGGCGCAGACCUGGACAGAAGCAAAGACUGGCCAGAAGGAUGGCUCAACAGCGUGAGAAAGAGCGUGAUGAGAAAGCCAAGGAGAUCAAAAAGAUGAUUAAGAGAAAGUUCCACAAACGCGGAGGUAAGAAGAAUAAAAAGAAGCCGGAACCAACGUUACCCAGGUUCAGAACUGAGUGA